Messenger RNA from Entamoeba histolytica HM-1:IMSS, 1014 nucleotides. Its product is annotated as short chain dehydrogenase family protein. The record is from RefSeq and is a predicted model, not a curated record. Gene Ontology annotation, molecular function: 3-dehydrosphinganine reductase activity; 2,3-dihydro-2,3-dihydroxybenzoate dehydrogenase activity. NCBI's taxonomy places the organism in Eukaryota, Evosea, Mastigamoebida, Endamoebidae. Gene Ontology annotation, cellular component: endoplasmic reticulum membrane. Bases 1 to 1014 code for a protein of 337 amino acids. The transcript has a single exon. Gene Ontology annotation, biological process: sphingolipid biosynthetic process; siderophore biosynthetic process.
AUGGGAUUUUUCGAUUUCCCUUUAAUUUUUAUUUCUUUACCAAUAACUCUUAUUAUUGUUAUUAUUAUUGCUUAUCUCAUUGUGUUUAUUAUUGGAGGUAUUUGUUAUGUUUAUUCAUUUUUCCUUUUCAAAAGAAAGGAUUGGGAUUAUACCGGAAAACAUAUUUUUAUUUUUGGUGGAAGUGCUGGUGUUGGACAAGCUAUUGCAUUAAGACUAGCAAAAAAAGGGGUACAUCUUUCCAUUGCAUCUAGGUCAGAAAAUAAAUUAAAAGAAACUCAAGAAAAAUGUUUAAUAGAAAAUUCAAAGACAACAUGUGAUUAUUAUAUUUGUGAUAUGGGAAAUACUGAAGAUGUUAAAAAAGCCUUAGAACAAGCUGUAAAAAAAUAUGGAAUUCCAUCCCUUCUUAUUAACAGUGCAGGAAUUGCACAUCCAGGGUUUAUUGAAGACAUGACUUAUGAACAAUAUGAAAAGGAUAUGAACUUAAAUUAUUUUGGUUGUUUAAGAAUGAUGAAAGAAAUUAAAAUUUUAUUAGAUUCUAAUCCAACUAUAGAAAGAAUUGAUAUUGUUUGUAUUGGAUCAUGUCUUGGAUUAAUUGGAUCAAUUGGAUAUACAGCAUAUUGUCCAACUAAAUUUGCUAUUAAAGGUCUUCUUGAUUCAUUAAGAUUUGAAUUUUUAGGAACUAAUGUUCAUCUUCAUUAUUAUGCACCAUCUAACAUGGACACUCCAGGUUUUGCUAUAGAAAAUGAACACAAACCAAAAUUAGUUGCGUCUAUGGAAAAUAAUGUUCAAACUGUUACUGCUGAUUAUGCAGCACAUGCUUUACUUUGUAACCUUGAUCGAUAUGUUAUUACAUCAGAACCAGACUUAGACUUAUUAAAGAAUGGACCAACAUUUAUGUCAAGUCAUACUAUACAAGACUUUCUUAUUUGUCCAUUAUCUGCUUUAGGAACAACUUUUUAUCGAAUGAUGAUUGAAAAGAAUAUUUUAAAGAAUGUUGACCAUAAAAAAGAUUAA